AUGCUCGCCUUCACUACCGCGCUCCACGCGUUCGCCACCCCUAGCCGGCUCGGCCCUCGCCCAGCAGCGCCCUGCGUGCAAAACAUCGCAGCGUUGCCGAUUCAGCGUAUCGUGGCGCCGGUACUGCAGCUCGCCAGCGAUAGCAUCCUGACGGCGCAGAUGCGGCGGGAGAUGGCCUCCGAGCCGCGGCUGGCGGACUUUGCGGUCACCGGCGACCCGCAGUUUGUGCGGCACACCGCCGAGGACGACCCGACCAAGCCUCUCCUCCUGUACCUUCCCGGCAUCGAGCUGUCGGGCUACUCGCUCCACCGGCAGCUUCCCGGGCUCGCAGAAGACUUCUGCGUCCGCUGGCUGGCCGUACCGCCGGACGACCGGUCCAGCUUCGAGGCGCUACGCGAGGCCGUCACCCGCGAGGUCGAGGCGGAGGAGGGGCGGCCCAUCUACCUGCUCGGUGAGAACGUGCGACGGCGAUGGAUGGCGGUGGAGGCGCAGCUGCCGCGCCUCCUCGACGCCGUCGCCGCCCUCCCUCCGAACCUGUCCGACGCGGCCUACUUUGCCCUCGCCACUCCCAUCUUCGCGGCGGCGCUGCCGCCGCCGCUCCGGUUGCCCGUUCUGCUCGCCCGGCUCGCCCAGCAGAUGCCGGAGAUGGGCGCGCUGCCAAACGCGCUGCCUCUGCCGGCGCUCGCCCACCGCUUGUCGCUGCUGCUGCACGCCGCGGCGCACGUGCAGGAGGCGCCGCUGGAGAGGCUCAGGCUUCCGGACCGGGUCCUCCCCUCCACCGACGAAGCGAGGAGGCUGCGGCGCCGCUUGCCAAACUGCCGCACCUCGCCGCUGCCAGAGUCGGGGCACGUGCCGCUGCUCGAAGCUAGGGUCGACCUCGCCCGAAGCUUGCGCGACGUCGGCUUCACCGGCCGCACGCCGCUCGGCAGCAAGCCAAAGGACUACGUCGCCGACUUCGCGCCGCCCUCUGCCGAGCAGAUCCUCAACGCCACGCAGCGCCUCCGCUCCGUCCGCAACCUGGUCUCGCCCGUCUUUCUCUCCACCGAGGCGGGCGGCCGCCGCGUCGCCGGCCUCAGCGGCCUGCCCCCGCUCUCGGCGGACGACAUCGCCGCCGCCGCGCCGCCGCCGCGGCGGCCGCCGCCGCCGCCGCCGUCCGGCGCGUCCCCGGUGCUCAAGGAGCGCGCCCAGGGCGUGCCUCCGCACGUAGGCUUCUCGGACCUCCCUCUCGUGGUGGAGGAGAUCCUCGCGCAGCGCGGCGCCCUUGUGCGCGCCCUCGCCCACCCGGUCGCCUUCUCCAGCAGCAGGACCACCGCAGGCGCCAACGCCACCGCCACGGGCGGCGGCGGCGGCGGCGGCGGCGGCGGCCUGGUGGACUUUGAGACGUUCGGCGCGGUGCCGGUCUCGGGCAAGGCGCUCUUCAAGCUGCUCUCGCGCGGCGAGCACACCUUGCUCUACCCGGGCGGCGUGCGCGAGGCCUUCAAGUCGACGAAACGGGGCGAGAGCUACCAGCUCUUCUGGCCGGACGCGUCGGAGUCGGCGGACUUUGCGCGCGUCGCCGCAAGAUUCAACGCCACCAUCGUUCCCGUCGCCGCCGUCGGCGCGGAGGAGGGUUUCGAGAUGCUGCUCGAUGCGGACGAGUUGCUUGCGCUGCCCUUCCUCGGCGGCCGCGUCAAGGAGGGCGCGGCGCGCGCGCCAGUCGGCCGCCCCGGCGAGCGGUUCGUCUCGCCGGUCUCGCUGCCCAAGCUGCCGGGCCGCUACUACUUUCUCUUCGGCGCGCCCAUCGCCACCGGCGGUGUCGACGCACGCGACAAGGCCGCGUGCGCCGCGCUGUACUCCCAGGUGCAGCGCGAGCUCGAGGAGGCGCUGCAGUAUUUGCUGAGCAAGCGCGACGCCGACCCCUAUCAGGAGGCGCUUCCCCGCGUCGCCGUCGAGGCCUCGUGGAACUGGGACCGCCAGGUGCCCACCUUCCGGCCGUGA
Emiliania huxleyi CCMP1516 is the source of this 1977-nucleotide messenger RNA. RefSeq lists its product as hypothetical. The transcript has 7 exons. Gene Ontology annotation, cellular component: membrane. Bases 1 to 1977 code for a protein of 658 amino acids. The record is from RefSeq and is a predicted model, not a curated record. Lineage: Eukaryota; Haptophyta; Isochrysidales; Noelaerhabdaceae.